This is a messenger RNA of Opisthorchis viverrini, 2738 nucleotides long. RefSeq lists its product as hypothetical. The coding region runs from base 6 to 2738 and encodes 910 amino acids. Lineage: Eukaryota; Metazoa; Platyhelminthes; Trematoda; Opisthorchiida; Opisthorchiidae. The transcript is spliced from 10 exons. Gene Ontology annotation, cellular component: early endosome membrane. The record is from RefSeq and is a predicted model, not a curated record. Gene Ontology annotation, biological process: endosomal transport.
UGAAAAUGGAACUAACAUUUCCUUCUCUUAACCCUUCCUCUCCUUUAGUCUCUCAGAGCGGCAGCUCAACAGCUGAUAUCAUUUCAAAAUUAUCACCACAGGCUCCAGCAUCGCAGCCACAGCCUGCACAUUCUGUGCAGACAUUCUCGAAUAGCAGACCAACUACGGCCUCCGUUUUCUCAUCAAUAACGUUUGAAGUGACUUCAGCAUUCUCCCAAAACCAGUCACCAUCGGACAAAUUAUCGGCUUUGCCCCAGUCAAAGUUGGCUUCUGCGAAUAACUCGCAAAAACGACAUACGCGCCCACUGGCAGAUACCUCACAAGGACCACAACUGCCCGUACAUUCUGUGAAACGCCCGAGUUCUCUACCCAUUCCCUCGUAUAUGCGUACUCCACGGCGUCCUUGCGCGCUGUCUGUCCAAAGUGCCAAUCCACUGCCCUCUUCCCCACUUUCUGCGCAGCGCGUAAAACCUUUCAUACUUCCAAAGCCGCCGGAGGAUUCAUCACAAACUCGAGCAGAACGCCUUAUCUCCGAGUCUACUGCAGGGAACCUGAAACGACAUACGCCAUUACAACCGGUUGAGUUGCACUCUCCUAAACGCCAGCGGUCUGUCACAGGAACCUGCAGCUCUACACUUCGUAGGUGUUUUUUGUUUCCGGUGCACAACGAUUCCACUGUUAUCCCUUGUGUUACAUCGAGUUCGCCCGAGGAUGGCUUCGGAAACUAUCGGCCCAACACAUUCAUCGCGAAGACUAAUAAUCUAGAACUGACCUUCCGUGCUAGAUGCGAUUCUUUAUUAUAUCCCAUUGAUUCGGAUCCAAUAUCUGGUGACAAAAUGGCAACCACUCAUGCCACUUCCCAGACCCUAGCUGCAUGGCCACCGCUGGUUGUCAGUUUUCAUGCAGAACUGGUGCUGCAGUACAGUCCUUCACCAGCACUCCUGAUCUCGCUACUGGACUGUGAGAAACAGAACGAUGUCAUAAAACCGCUCCAGGGGAACCAUCCACAAGGAUAUGGGUCCCUUGACGACCUCGACUCGAAAGAAGCGUCCUUUCAAUCGUCUGACUGGAUUCCUCCCGGCAUCACCCUCGCAAUAACACGCAAUGUACACGUUUACGUGCAUGCCACACAGCUGAGUUGCUGUGUCAAACAGUCAAGUUGGUGCUUCGCUUCCCGCGGUUUCGAUUCUCUGGGUCAAAAUGAAGUGGUGAUUACCGUUCGCCGGCGUCCAGAGGAAUUACUCCCACCGUUAUUAAUCUACCGAUAUUAUCAGUUACUAUAUCUGGCAGUGACGGAGAAUUCAGAUCUCACGUUGACUUCCGAUACAAUCACACUCGAACGUCUUUCUGACCCCGCGAGAUCACGCAUCACACAUGGUUCGUUUCUCUAUGCUCGUUUUCCAUCUGAGCAUAGCACUGUGACUGGAGAUCCUGUUCCAUCGGGUUCGAGUAACGAAUGGGCGGGUUUGCUCCUGUUCAAACCAACACAUCAAUGUCUCCGGGGCUUGCAACUUCCCAAUAGCCCGUUUCUGCUUGGGACACUUGUGCAUUCGGAUGAAAUCAUGUGGGCACGACAGGUGCCACUUCGCCUGUUACUCCGACUGGGCAAGGCAUCCCGUUCCUAUCCAACUCCAUUAGUUUGUGAUCUGAACAGAAAACCGGUGUAUGUUAGCUCAUCGGAAGCUAGCAUACUUGACCUGGUGUUGAGCAACAAUGCGCGCGUUGAUACAGCCGAUAGUCCCUCACGUGAAGUGUGUCGGUUAGAUGAACUCCGGAUUCGACUAUGCUCUCCCGAUACGUUGAAUGUACAGUCUGCUGAAACCCUAGAGAUCUUGAUACCCGUCGAGGUCGAGGGGAAACUGCGUAGAUUUAUUUCCACCCUGUCUUCAGACUGCAGUACCUUCAUCUUCCUAGGUGGUCUUGACCUUGAUUCUGAUUCCCAUCUUGUUUGCAUUCAAUCAUGUUCCUCGCUUGCUACUUGUUCGCCGGGUAGAGAAAAGCUGACGGCACUGGCAGACAGUCCUUCGCCAACACAAAAGGUUGAAUACUUCACCGAAGCCAUUUCAAUCGCUAAUGUGGCUAGGAAGAAAACUGGUGCUACGUUCGUUGUGUUCUCUGUGGCGUCACAGUUUGGAGUUCACAUUGUGGAGGAUGGUUUGCUGGUACAGUUAAAAAAAUGUCAAUUUGGUGAGCUCCUCUCAAGCUUGAAAGUGCGUCGCGAUUUUCACGUGACUCAGUCCGUCCACAAUGCUUCUGCAGGAUCUGAGUUCGCCAUACCAGGCGAAAGUACUCCAGAACUUACUUUAAAAUGGAUAAAUUCAAGCACGACUGCUUUGGCGAUGGAACCCGCUGAGUUCUUGCUUGAAAGUUGGGUCGAUCUGCAGCCUUUGAAGUCGAGCAACACCUAUGUGGUGCCAAUCGCCUACCAGCUGGUACACUACUUAGGCGUUGCGCGAUUGCAUCAGUCGACUUGGGAAACUGGUGCGGCCUUUUCUAACGGGAUCGAUGAAACACCUCGAAUCGUCUGGUCCUGGGUUAACAUUUGUGCUGAUCAAGAACUCGCUAGUGUAACUGACCAGAGGUCCAAAGAAUCACUUGGCUUUGGGCGUUUGGCGGACGAGGCUCUGUAUCCAUACGCCGGAGAAUUGCGUACUCAAAACCUCACGCGAAUUGGUCUGAGAGUUCGGUUGCAAUCACCCGACCAAGUUGGAUUUGAGAUUACAAAUGCUGACAUUUGA